Messenger RNA from Eptesicus fuscus (big brown bat), 849 nucleotides. RefSeq names its product transcription elongation factor A like 5 (gene TCEAL5). The record is from RefSeq and is a predicted model, not a curated record. Bases 77 to 679 code for a protein of 200 amino acids. NCBI's taxonomy places the organism in Eukaryota, Metazoa, Chordata, Mammalia, Chiroptera, Vespertilionidae. The transcript is spliced from 2 exons.
CAGGGCUGUGGUUGCACAAGAAAAGGAAAGACCUGCAGGAGCAGUGCAGGACAGGCAAAGGAGGGGACAUCUCAACAUGGAAAAGCUCUACAUGGAAAAUGAAGGAAAGCCGGAAAGCGAGGGAAAGCCAGAAGAUGAAGUAGAUACAGAGGAUGAAGGAAAGUCAGACGGGAAGGAAAAGCCAGAAGUGGAGGGGAAGCCAGGGCACGAGGGAAAGCUCCAAGAUCAAGGACAGCCAGAUGAUGAGGGGAAACAAGAAAAGCAGAGCAAGUCCCAGGGUGAGGGAAAAGCUCGCAGUGAGGGCAAGCCAGAACCCCAGGCCAAGCCAGAACCCCAGGCCAAGCCAGAGAGCCAGCUGCGAGCUGCCGAAAAACGCCCGGCUGAAGAGUAUGUGCCCCGGAAAGCAAAGCAAAAAACGGACAGGUGGACGGAUGAUUCCCUCAAGGACUAUCAGGAGGACUUACAGAAAAGGCAUUUGGGCAUUGAGGAGAGGAUGAGAGAAUGUGGAGAUGUAGCAAGGGCUCAGGAAGAGCUAAGGAAAAGACAGAAAACAGGUAGUUUUCACUGGAUGCAAAGAGAUGUACAGGAUCCAUUCUUCCCAAGGGGCCAGCGGGGUGUCAGGGGAGUGAGGGGUGGAGGUAGAGGCCACAAAGACUUUGAAGACAGUCCAUAUAUUUAAUGCCUUUGGCCUUUAAAUCAAUUUCUCUGAUGGGAAUAUUGCCAACCCUGCUUUCCCUGGCAGGCAUUUGCCAGGCGAUGUGCUUUAACUUCAUGCUGAUACUUCACAUUAGGCAUCACCCUUGUUACCAGCAGCCUUUUGAUCCAACUACACAGUGCUCUCUGUUUUAG